CCGGGUGUUCACCUCGCAGCAGCCCAGGGCUGCGUCUUCGACCUGUGGCCAGCGUGGGAGCGGCUGCCUGCUCGCGGGACAGGGCAGGGCUUCAGCCCACGUGCGUCCUAGGUUGCAGUGGUGACAGCCGUCCCCAGCCGGGUACUGACUAGGAGGGCGCAAGGGUGGAUUCCGCGCUGCGUGACCAUUGGCCCUGCGUCUCAGACCUGGGGCGGAGCCUCGCCAUUGAAGGCCCUGUUAUUGGUGAGCUUCAUAUGUGGGCGUGCCCCAACCGGGUCCUCCGCAGCUCUCAGAACCGCAGGCAACCCGGCCGGCUCAACCUGCGCCGGGCCGCCUCGCUCGCUUCGGGCUCGGCAGGCGGCCCGCGGGGUCCCGGAUCUCUGCGCCCUCAGCCAGAGGCCUAGGCAGGAGCUGACCUGAGACCCGGAGGCCGACGAGACCUUCGGUCACUUUUAGAGGGAGAAAAUGCAGACAUAGAGGCUACUGACCCCAGAAACGGAUCAGGAUCAGGAGGUCCUGCUUGCCCGUGGUGAGUCAAAGCAGCUAAGCUGGGCUCUUGAACCAUGGGAGAAAAUGAAGACGAGAAGCAGGCCCAGGCCGGCCAGGUCUUUGAGAACUUCGUGCAAGCUACCACAUGCAAAGGGACCCUCCAGGCCUUCAACAUCCUCACCUGCCUCCUGGACCUCGAUCCGCUGGACCAUAGGAACUUCUACUCCCAGCUCAAGUCCAAGGUGAACACCUGGAAGGCCAAAGCCCUGUGGCACAAGCUGGACAAGCGUGGCUCGCACAAGGAGUAUAGGCGAGGGAAAGCCUGCGUGAACACCAAGUGUCUCAUUGUCGGAGGAGGACCUUGUGGCCUGCGGACAGCCAUUGAACUUGCCUACCUGGGAGCCAAAGUGGUUGUGGUGGAAAAGAGGGACACCUUUUCCCGGAACAAUGUGCUUCACCUCUGGCCCUUCACUAUUCAUGACCUGCGGGGCCUGGGAGCCAAGAAGUUCUAUGGGAAAUUCUGUGCUGGCUCCAUCGACCACAUCAGUAUCCGUCAAUUGCAGCUCAUCUUGUUCAAGGUGGCCCUGAUGCUGGGAGUGGAGAUCCACGUGAAUGUGGAGUUUGUGAGGGUUCUAGAGCCUCCUGAAGACCAAGAAAAUCAAAAAGUCGGAUGGCGGGCAGAAUUCCUCCCUGCAGACCACGCCCUGUCUGACUUUGAGUUUGACGUCAUCAUUGGUGCUGAUGGCCAUAGGAACACACUAGAAGGGUUCAGGAGGAAGGAGUUCCGAGGGAAGCUGGCCAUCGCCAUCACUGCCAACUUCAUAAACAGGAACAGCACAGCAGAGGCCAAGGUGGAGGAGAUCAGUGGCGUGGCCUUCAUCUUCAACCAGAAGUUCUUCCAGGACCUGAAGGAAGAGACAGGGAUUGAUCUCGAAAACAUUGUUUACUACAAGGACUGCACCCACUACUUUGUCAUGACAGCCAAGAAGCAGAGCCUGCUGGACAAAGGCGUCAUCAUUAACGACUACAUUGACACAGAGAUGUUGCUGUGUGGGGAAAAUGUAAACCAGGACAACCUGCUCUCCUACGCCCGUGAGGCCGCUGAUUUUGCCACCAAUUACCAGCUGCCGUCCCUAGACUUUGCCGUAAACCACAAUGGGCAGCCUGAUGUGGCCAUGUUCGACUUCACCUCCAUGUACGCCUCCGAGAACGCAGCCCUGAUGCGCGAGCGCCAGGCACACCAGCUGCUCGUGGCCCUUGUGGGUGACAGCUUGCUUGAGCCGUUCUGGCCCAUGGGCACAGGCUGCGCCCGGGGCUUCCUGGCAGCCUUUGACACAGCGUGGAUGGUAAAGAGCUGGGAUCAGGGCACCCCUCCCCUGGAGGUGCUAGCUGAAAGAGAGAGUCUUUACCGGCUGUUACCUCAGACAACCCCAGAGAACAUCAACAAAAAUUUCGAACAGUACACAUUGGACCCAGCCACACGGUACCCAAACCUCAACUUGCACUGCGUCAGGCCUCACCAGGUGAAGCAUUUGUACAUCACUAAGGAACUGGACCGCUUCUCUCUCGAGAGAUGGGGCUCGGUGAGGAGAUCAGUCAACCUCUCCAGGCGGGAGUCAGACAUACGGCCUAACAAGCUCCUAACCUGGUGCCAGCAGCAGACCGAGGGUUACCAGCGCGUCAACGUCACCGACCUGACCACAUCCUGGCGCAGCGGCUUGGCCCUGUGUGCCAUCAUCCACCGCUUCCGGCCAGAGCUGAUCAACUUUGACUCGCUGAAUGAGGAUGACGCCGUGGGGAACAAUCAACUGGCAUUUGAUGUGGCCAAGCGGGAGUUUGGGAUCUUGCCCAUGACCACGGGCAAAGAGAUGGCGUCUACCCAGGAGCCUGACAAGCUCAGCAUGGUCAUGUACCUCUCCAAGUUCUAUGAGCUCUUCCGAGGCGCCCCACUGAGACCCAUGGAUUCCUGGCGUAAAAACUAUGGAGAAAAUGCUGACUUCGUCUUGGGCAAAUCGUUCAUUCCGAAUAACUAUCUCAACCUCACGUUUCCCAGGAAGAGGACUCCACGGGUAGACACCCAGACUGAAGAAAACGACAUGAACAAGAGAAGACGGCAGGGCUUUAACAACCUGGAGGAGCUGUCAGCCUUCUCCAGCCGUAGCCUGGGCUCCACUCAAGAGUGCAGUAAAGAAGGCGCCAAUCAGAACAAAGUCAAGUCCAUGGCCAACCAGCUGCUUGCCAAGUUUGAGGAAAACACACGGAACCCUUCAGCCCUGAAACAGGAAUCCGUGCGAAAGACAUUUCCCCGGAGCCUGGGUGGCAGCGACACCUGCUACUUUUGUAAGAAGCGCGUGUAUGUGAUGGAGCGACUGAGCGCUGAGGGCCACUUCUUCCACCGUGAAUGCUUCCGGUGCAGCGUCUGCGCCACCACCCUGCGCCUGGCUGCCUAUGCCUUCGACUGCGAUGAAGGCAAAUUUUACUGCAAGCCCCAUUUCAUUCAUUGUAAAACCAGCAGCAAACAACGCAAGAGGCGGGCGGAGCUAAAGCAGCAAAGAGAGGAGGAAGGGACGUGGCAGGAGCAGGAAGCACCUCGGAGAGACACUCCCACGGAGAGCUCUUGUGCAGUGGCGGCCAUCAGCACCCCAGAAGGCAGCCCCCCAGAUGAGCCCACCUCUCCCAAGAAGCCAAAGAGUGUCCCUGAGCCCACACCCAGAGUCAUGGAAGUUGAAGCCACCUCUCCCCGACCCUCUGAAUGGACUUCAGUGAGGAUCAGCCCUGAGGAGGAGGAUACAGUCGGGCAGGAUGUGCUGGCUGUACGUGUCCUCGUCACCAGUGAGGACAGCAGCUCUGAUACAGAAUCCGACGAUGACAGCGUCACGGGCCCCUGUGAAGAGGCUGGUGAGGAAAGACCCCAGCUUCCAGAAUGCCCACCUCCGUCAAAGACCCUAGCCCGGCGCACCUCCCUGCAGGAGCCCCUGACCCGGCCAGUCUCCCUACUACACCACAGGGAACCACAAGCUAUGUCUGCUCUGCAACGGGCCCACAGCCUCCAGUCCCCAGCCCCAAGCAAAUACCAGAGCUGGAGAAGAGAGUUCCAGUCCAAUUCGACAUCCAUGAAGCAAAGAACACCAUCGCCUCCAGAGGAGCCUCCUCCUCCUCCUCCUCACCCUCCUCCUCUUCCUCCAUCUUUGCCAUCCUCAUCUUCCCAGCCGCCAUGUUCAUUUUCUUCAGCCAGUGUACCUGGGCACACCACAGAUAAUCCCUCCCUUCCUCGGGUGCCAGCUUACAACCUCCACUCCCCGCAAGUCUCCAGAGGUGAUCUCAGCCCCACUCCAAUCUACCUCAGACGUGCCCGGGCUCAAGGGAUUGCAAAGGAAAUUCCCCUCUAUCUGCCUCAUGGCCCCAUGUUGGAGAACACAAAAUACUCUCCGGUGAGCCCUGGUGAAGACCUCAGAAGCCCAGAGGGCUGCCAGGAAGCACAGGCUCUUGGGAGCACCAAAACCACACCCAAAGAGUCCCACCCCAUUGCAGGGAAGGGCCAGAAUUUGCCCAGUCAAAACCCAGGAGUGAGUGAGAGUCCCCUGAGGGAACAGACAUGUGGCCCGGAGACGUCCAGAGAAAGGAAGCUGGGCUUGAAGAAAUUGGUCCUCACCCAAGAGCAGAAGACCGAGCUGCUAGACUGGAACGGCUCUACCCCUGCGCACAAGGCGGCGGAGCAGUUCUCCCAGGAAAGUGCUGAGGAUGGCAGAGGCCACAGCCUGAAACCCAUCUGCUCCCCCACCCUCUCUCAGGCAGUGAAAGAGAAGCUGCUAUCCCAGAUGAGGACCCAAGGGGAAAUGCAAACCCCAGCUGUCAAGAGAGAAGUGCGUCCGCCCAAGUCCCCCCUGAAGGCCAUGGCAAAUGCCAUCCUAAGAUCCUGGCUCCCCAAUUCUGAAGGUGGAAAGAAGUCCUGCCCCAAACCAGAGUCAAAAACUUUGCCUCGCGGUCAGCAGCAUGCUUUCACUCGUUCCUUUAGCUUCCGGAAACCCGGUUCCAAUAAAGAUGGAGACCAGCCGUCUCCAGGGAGACACAUGGCCAAAAAGGCUUCUGCCUUCUCUCUGACUUCUCCAACAUCCAAGGCUGCCCAGGCCUCAGACCAUAGCCUUUCUGACUCCAUCCUCCGCACCCGGAGUUUGUCCUCUCGUCCAAGCAAGAUGUUCUUUGUAACCACGUCCCCUCCGCCCCGCAACAAGAUUGAAGACGUCCCCACGCUCCUGGAGAAAGUGAGUUUGCAGGAUGCCACUCACGCUCCAAAGAAAGGAGCCCCCAGUAUUUCAUCCCCCGGCCACAAAGAUAAAUCCUUUGUCCAGGAAUGCAAACAAAGAGAGGACAUCAGAGACUUCUUUAAUAGCCACAGGGGGUCACCUGGGAACAGAGUCCCAUCCUUGGAGAAGCUAGUACAGUCUUUUGGCAGCGGCUCCGUGGGGCAGGUGGCACAUCCUUCCUCCACAGGGCAAGAUGCACGCCCUGAAGCUCCAGUGACAGAGGCCACCUCUUCUUCCUCUUCUACUGCCUCCUCCUCUGCUGAGGAAGACCUUGAGUCCCAGCUCUCCUCCAGGAUAAAGGAAAAGGUACUCAGAAGAAGGAGGAGGCUGGAGAAACAGCUGGCUAAGCAAGAAGAAUUGAAGAGACUCCAUAAGGCUCAGGCCAUCCAGAGACAGCUAAAGGAGGUGGAAGAGCGGCAGAUGACAUUGGAGACCCAGGCCGUGGGGCUGGAGAAGGUGCUGAGAGGAGAAGCAGAUUCAGGGACACAGGACAAAGACCAGCUUUUGCAGGAAUGGUUUGAGACGGUUCUGGAGAAGAAUAGAUUAACGCGAUGUGAGUCGGAGCUACAGAUCAUGGCCCAAGAACUAGAACUAGAAGAUCGUCAGAGCCGGCUAGAGCAGAAACUACGACAGAAAAUGCUCAAGGAUGAAAGCCAGAAGGAUGCGAGCGACCUGAAGGAGGAGCAGGAAAUAUUGCAGGAGAUGAUGCAGGUGAUUGAGCAAAGAAACGAGCUUGUGGAUUCUCUAGAGGAGCAACGCGUCAACGAAAGAACCCAAGACCAGCACUUGGAAAACUUUGCUCUCUCCAGAGGCUGUCGGCUCAGCAGGACUUGAGGGGCCCCUCCCCCUCUGAAGUCAGGCAGCCAGGAACUCCACCCUGA
Messenger RNA from Acomys russatus (golden spiny mouse), 5674 nucleotides. It is a transcript of the gene Mical2, whose product is annotated as microtubule associated monooxygenase, calponin and LIM domain containing 2. The record is from RefSeq and is a predicted model, not a curated record. NCBI's taxonomy places the organism in Eukaryota, Metazoa, Chordata, Mammalia, Rodentia, Muridae. The transcript is spliced from 31 exons. Gene Ontology annotation, molecular function: protein binding; FAD binding. Bases 564 to 5627 code for a protein of 1687 amino acids.